AUGGAUAGUGAAGCUAUGAAAAAUCAGAGAAAGAAGGAGUUGGAAGAGAAGAAAAAGAGAAUUGCAGAGUAUAAAGAAAAGAAUAAAAAUGUGGGACAGAAACCAUCAUCUUUAUCAUCACCAACUACCACUGCAGCUGCAUCACCAUCGCCAACCUCCAAAGGAAUGGAUUUCGACAGUCUAAUGGAUUCCAUUCACCAAAUGGUACCAUCACCAGUCGCCACUUCACCAACACAAACAGAGCAAUCACAACAAGUUCCAGAAGACAUUAAAUCACCUGCAGCUGAUGAGAAGAAAUAUAAACCAGUUUUAACAGUACAAUCAUUGGUUAUAGAUAUCGAUUUACCACCAAAGGAGAUUCCAAAAUAUUCAAAGGGAACUCAAACUAUUGAUCCAGAACCAUUGACAGAGGAGGAGAUUGCUGCGAGAUCAGUGCAAUCGACUCCAUCGAAAUCAAAGUUGAAAUAUCAACCUUCAUUCCUCACACAAUCACAAUCACAGAUGCAACAACAGCAGCAGCAAUCCUCGAAUCAAGGAACAGAUACAGCGAUACCAGAGGCUGCAGAGGAAUCUUCAUCGUCAAACGAACCUGAAAUUAUAGUGUUGAACGAUCUCGACAAGAGCAACAUCUUGGAGUCUGACUCUUUCAAAUCGUUCUUCUCCAGAACCUCCAAAGUAAUUGAACGUGCACUCUGUCUUGAUGAUUCAAUCGAUAUUUUAGUUGACUAUACUAAAUCUGAUGAAGAGAGUAAAUCAUCAUCUAAAGAAUUAACAUUGAUUGGAACAUUACAAGAUGAAAGAUGGUCGAAACAUAGAUCAGUUACCGAUAUCAAUUGGUCACCUAAACAUCCAGAGUUGGUAGUGACAUCAUACUCUGCAAAUGAGGCAGGUUCUCACGACCCAGAUGGAGUUGUCCUCGUUUGGACUGUAAAUAACUAUUUCCAGAAACCAGAAUACGUUUUCAAUUGUCAGUCGCCAGUGAUGACAACCUUCUUUUCGAGAUAUCAUCCCACUUUGAUCGUUGGUGGUACAUACUCUGGUCAGAUCGUUGUUUGGGACACCCGUUCCAAGUCGACACCAGUACAGAGGACACCGCUCUCGUCAGUCGGACACACCCACCCCGUCUACAGCAUGGCCGUCGUCGGUUCGGCAAACGCCAACAGCUUAGUAUCGAUCUCAACCGAUGGUAAACUAUGCAGUUGGAGUCUGGACAAUCUCUCACAACCCAUUGAAACACUCGACCUCAACUCUCGCGCCAACACCGCAACUGUCUCCACCACCACCUCGAUCGCCGUGACAUCGCUCGUCUUCCCCGAGACCGAAAUGAACACAUUCUACGUCGGUACCGAGGAAGGUGUUAUCUAUCAAGCACAAGCACACGGUGCCAAAGCUGGUGUCAACGAGCGUUUCAAAGCACAUUACGGUCCGGUCACCUCAAUCGACUUCCACCCACCCUCACGUAACAGCUCAGAGUUCUCGAAUCUCUUCCUUUCAUCGUCGACCGAUUGGACAUGUCGUUUGUGGUCAUCGAGCAAGCCAGAUCAACCUAUCUACUCGUUCGAAGACUACACCGAUUACGUAUUCGAUGCACGUUGGUCGCCAGUGAAUCCAUCGAUUUUCGCAACCGGUGACGGCAGUGGACAACUUGCACUCUGGGACUUGAACGAAGAGACCGAAGCACCGAUCUUCCGUGCCAAGACAUCAUCUCGUUCACUCAAUCGUCUUUCAUGGUCUGCCGAUGGUAGACGUCUUCUCGUUGGUGACUCUGGUGGCCAACUUUCACUCUAUGACUCAAGUCAAUUCGCAUCGCCACAAGUUGACGAUUGGACAAAAUUCGGUGAAGUCAUCAACAAACUUACAUCAAAACCACUCAGUCUUCAACAAGAUUCACCAAUAUUAGGAUCAAACUUACAAUCGUCCGAACAUGAUUAA
This is a messenger RNA of Heterostelium album PN500, 1932 nucleotides long. It is a transcript of the gene dicA, whose product is annotated as cytoplasmic dynein intermediate chain. Gene Ontology annotation, molecular function: dynein light chain binding; dynein heavy chain binding. The record is from RefSeq and is a predicted model, not a curated record. Gene Ontology annotation, cellular component: cytoplasmic dynein complex. Lineage: Eukaryota; Evosea; Eumycetozoa; Acytosteliales; Acytosteliaceae. The coding region runs from base 1 to 1932 and encodes 643 amino acids. Gene Ontology annotation, biological process: transport along microtubule. The transcript is spliced from 4 exons.